This is a messenger RNA of Trichosurus vulpecula (common brushtail), 4246 nucleotides long. RefSeq names its product transmembrane protein 104 (gene SLC38A12). The coding region runs from base 649 to 2145 and encodes 498 amino acids. The record is from RefSeq and is a predicted model, not a curated record. The transcript has 10 exons. NCBI's taxonomy places the organism in Eukaryota, Metazoa, Chordata, Mammalia, Diprotodontia, Phalangeridae.
CCGUGACGUGACGUAUACGGAAAUGGUGCUCUCGCUGUGCGCAGGCGCUGUGUUGGAGACGGUUGCUGGGGACAGCCGCCUGAGGAGGCGGCGGCGAAGGCGAGGUCAGCUGUUCAUAGGUGCCCAGCCCACCGCAUCACUCGCCGCCCGCACAGGCCCGGGCUUGGGAAGGAGAGGCGGGGCGGGGUAGAGACUGACGACGGCCUGCAGGGAAUGUGGAAGCUGGGACGGGAGCAGCGAGGGAGAGAAGCUGGGAAGCGAGUGCUCGGUGUAAGGGGAGGCUCGGCGGGGCCGGGGCGCGGAUCGAGCAGCUGUUGUUUGCAGCCUGGCAUGGUGGGCUUAGAGUCAGAAAGACCCGGGUGCACCUGACACCGGCCACGUGCAGCUGGGCCAGUCAUCCCUAACCCCCGGGUGUCUCAGGUGCCCCGCUACGACUUCUCUGCCAAGUCGGAGAAGGGGGUUGGUCCCUGUUGAUGGAGAGAGUCCAGGGAGUCCCCAACACCGAUGAAAACCCGAGGCGAUGUCUGAGGAGCUGGGUAGAGAGCAGGAAAAAUUAGAAAUUGCUUUCAGCACCUGAUGCCACCUCAAAGACAGAACCCCAACCUCACAGGCUGACCUUCAACGAGAACCUUUCUACCCAUCUUGAACAUGGCUGGUGGAAUCACAGAAACCGGGGAGCUUUAUUCUCCCUAUGUUGGACUGGUGUACAUGUUCAACCUGAUUGUGGGCACUGGCGCCCUCACUAUGCCCAAGGCUUUUGCCACUGCUGGUUGGCUUGUCAGCCUAGUCCUUCUCCUGUUCCUAGGCUUCAUGAGCUAUAUGACCACAACCUUUGUAAUGGAAGCCAUGGCAGCAGCCAAUGCUCAGCUCCGUUGGAAGAGGAUGGAAAGCCGUAAGGAGGACGAUGAUGAUGAUGAUGACUCUUCUACAGCUUCUGAUAAUGAUGUUCUCAUCCAGGAAAACUAUGAUCGGUCAGAGAAACAGCCCAUCUUGUCUGUGCAGAGACGUGGAUCUCCUAACAUUUUUGAAAUCGCUGAUCGUGUGGAGAUGGGACAAAUGGCCUCCAUGUUCUUCAAUAAAGUGGGAGUCAACUUGUUCUAUUUUUGUAUCAUUAUCUACCUUUAUGGGGACCUAGCUAUCUAUGCUGCAGCUGUGCCCUUAUCGCUUAUGCAGGUGACCUGCAGUGCCACUGGCAAUCACUCCUGUGAUGUGGAAGCCAGCACCAAGUACAAUGACACAGACGUGUGUUGGGGCCCCAUCAGACGAAUCGAUGCCUACCGCAUCUACCUGGCUAUGUUCACACUGCUUCUUGGACCUUUCACCUUCUUUGAUGUGCAGAAGACCAAGUACCUCCAGAUCUUGACAUCUCUGAUGAGAUGGAUUGCCUUUGCCAUCAUGAUUAUCCUGGCAUUGAUCCGCAUUGGACACGGGCAAGGAGAAGGGCAUCCGCCCAUAGCAGACUUCUCUGGGAUCCGCAACCUGUUUGGGGUGUGUGUCUACUCCUUCAUGUGCCAGCAUUCGCUGCCAUCCCUCAUCACACCCAUUUCCUCCAAAAAGCACAUCACCCAGCUGGUGCUGCUGGACUAUGUGUUGAUCCUGGCAUUCUACAGCCUCCUUUCCUUCACUGCCAUCUUCUGCUUCCACAGUGACAGUCUCAUGGACAUGUAUACUCUCAACUUCACUGGCUGUGAUAUAAUACGCCUGGCCGUGAUUCGCUUCUUCCUGGGUCUCUUCCCCGUCUUCACCAUUAGCACCAAUUUCCCCAUCAUCGCUGUGACUCUGCGCAACAACUGGAAGACGCUCUUCCACCGGGAGGGAGAGAUGUACCCAUGGGUGGUAGACCGAGUUGUGUUCCCUGUCAUCACUCUGGUACCUCCCAUCCUCGUGGCCUUCUGUACCCAUGACCUGGAGUCCCUAGUGGGGAUCACAGGAGCCUAUGCUGGCAAUGGAAUUCAGUAUGUCAUCCCUGCCUUCUUGGUGUACUACAGCCGGAAAGACACCAAGCUUGUUUUUGGCUCUGGUACUGUCAACAAGCACAAGUCCCCUUUCCGAAGUACCUUCUGGGUGGGCUUUGUACUUGUCUGGGCUUUCUCUUGCUUCCUUUUUGUCACAGCCAACAUAAUCCUCAGUGAGACAAAGCUUUAACUGUGGGAACGUUUCCCAACACUUGGAUCCUUUCUGCAGGAUUGCAGGCCUUCCUCUGUCCUUCACCUUCAUGCCCACUAUCCUUCUACCACAGGGCAGACAAUGGCAUUGCUGGUAAUCAAGUCUGAUAGCUGUUACAAGGCCCGUUACCUUUCUCCACUCCCAAGAUCCAACCAGAGAUGAACUGCUGAGUCCCCUGCAUGGUACCCUGGGUGGAAUCUCGAAGCAGUGCUGGCACUGUGACAUCUUAUUUAUACUAGACAGAAUGGGUGCCUCUCUACUCAUUCACCCCCACCUAGGCUCUGGGAGGACUUAGGUCUUUGUUUUAGGAGAUCUGUUGCAGAAACUGACACUGAACCCUAACCCCUCCUACCUGCUUCUCCUUCACCCAGAACACGUCUUGCUUCCUGAACUGCUAAGAAACCAAUAUAGUGAAAGCACAUGUCCCUUUUGCCUUAGCACGAUGAGAAGCAAACAAGGCCUGGAGCCGCAAGGACUAGGAGAGCUGAUUAACCGCAGGGUCCCUGGAGGAGAGCUGUGGGCGCCCCUGCUGUGGGUGCUAAGUAGAGACUAGGCCACUAAAAUACUGACCUAGUUCUGGAGUCAGCUCCAGGGCUCCUACCUUGACUGGGGCCUUAGUAUUCCCUAGGAGGGAAAAUAAAAUGGCCCUUUCAUCUUUUCUACAUCCCCAGGACUUAAAUCCUCUGUUAAGUCCUCCGGGUUAAUGAGAAAGGGCAAGAAAUAAAAGGGAAUCUCUGAAUCUUCACUUUGGAGGCAUGCCGGGUGAAGGAGAUACUGUACCCUCUUGCAGGCCAAGGACAUUCUGGUGGCAGCCCCAUGCCAGUGCCCUGAGCUUAUCUUUCUGAAGCAAGUUAAGCAUAGCAUUGGAAUGGGCAGUAAGUUGGGACCCCCCUGAUGGACAAUCAUCUCAGACACACUCGGUGCCUUUGGUCACCUUUGGGGUGACUCUUGACAUGUCUGACAGCUGAAAUCACAGCUCCCAGGGAGAGAGUAGUGGUCCUUUGGGGGUCCGACAUUGAUCUGAUUCACAACAGAGAAGAGUGAGAGGCACCUGAGCAGCCAGUGGCCAGCCACCUGAUGCUUCCUUUAUCAUCUUGCUACACCUAGGAUAAUGGGAGGGAGCCCCGCGUCCCCUCCACCGACCAUUUCCUUCUUCCAUAGACCCAAGAAUUCUUCGUCUUGUAUCAUCCCUUUGCUGCAGGCCAUGCUAUUCUGAAACGAGGCCAGCCCCCUUCUGUCUGCUCUUCACUUCUCCGCUCGCUAUGUUCACAACUGCUGCUGCCCUGUCAUUUUCAUACAGACUCUAACGAACUCUACAUCAAAUGUGCCUUCUCCAGCAUCAGGGCCUGGGUCCCUCCUGCCGAGAUACAGUAGGGCCCAGAUUAUUCUCACACUAUCCCACGUUCUCUGUGCUCCCGUGGGCUGGGGUCGAGAGCAGUCAAAUGUAGACGGUAGGGUUCUGUUGGGAGGGGGGAGGUUUCUCUCUAAGGUUGGUCCUGAUCCCCUCCCUGCAACACACCUAAUCUCAGUGCCUUGCUCAGCACCUUUUAUUUCUCCUCACAUGCGUCCCACACAUUUCCCUGUCAGGAAAAGAUCCAGUCCCUGAGGGUAAAGAUGAUCUAAAGAAGACUUCUGCCAGAGGACUGUGGGAGCAUAGGGUGAGGAAAGGAGAAUUGCCUUAAGCGUGAAGAUGGGGCCCUGGGAAGCGGACACAUCCCUGCUGUUAGAUUCAUGCUGCCUGAGCCCAGCGGGAUGCUUUUGAGAGUUAGAUUGGCUUAAUUGGACAUUAUCUUCUUCCAAUCCGUCUUCUUGUGUUUUGUCUCAUAGCUCAUCACUACGUGUAAUUAUUUUCCAGCCUUUUGAAAAAUAAAUGCCCCUUCCCCAUCUGCCGUAUGGUGACUUCCUAUGCUGUCUCUGGCUGCUACUGGAGAAUGGGGUGGGGCAAGGAGAGAUCUGGGCCUUCAGUGACAAGAAUAAUGAGGUGUUAGCCCAUCCUGCUGUCUGGGCUGUCCCCAGAUCUCCCUAGCUGUUUGCUAAAAACUUGAUUAAAACAUCUGUACUCUUUUCCAAUUAUAUUCCC